Messenger RNA from Peromyscus leucopus (white-footed mouse), 1131 nucleotides. It is a transcript of the gene Ubl5, whose product is annotated as ubiquitin like 5. Bases 801 to 1022 code for a protein of 73 amino acids. The record is from RefSeq and is a predicted model, not a curated record. Gene Ontology annotation, biological process: protein modification process; mRNA splicing, via spliceosome. Gene Ontology annotation, molecular function: protein tag activity; protein binding. Lineage: Eukaryota; Metazoa; Chordata; Mammalia; Rodentia; Cricetidae. Gene Ontology annotation, cellular component: cytoplasm; nucleus. The transcript is spliced from 6 exons.
GAGCUCGCUGUAUAGACCAGGCUGGCUUCUAACACACAGGUCUGUAUAAUACCAGCAACUUCCGAGGCUGGACAGGAGUAUCACAAAUUCGAGGUCAGCUUGGUCUAUAUACCGAUAUCCUAUCUCAAAAAAAAAUUAAGCUAAUUUUAAAAAAAUGAGUCAAUAAAUGCCUACCUUACUGAGAGUCCCGUCCGCUAAGAAGGAAUCGUUCAGUAGAGGUGGAAGCUGGUUGAAUUUAGGAAGGGAGGGAUUCCACUCCCAUCAGCUUUGGAGAUUCUGUAAUCUGGAACAAGGUGUUCCUUGAAGAUUAAAAAUAAAAAAGGGAAAAAAGCGAAAGAUCUUUUCCAGUAUGCUGUUUCCAACAUCUUGGCGGGCAGGACACGGACCCAUAGGACCCGUGUACAACGAGGCCUCCCUGUCCAGGAUCCCGCUUAGCUUUCACCAACUGCAGUCUGUACCCCUCGGGUCUCGGAAACAGUCACUGCGGUCAGAGGCGAAAGGCAAGCACAGGGUCCGAGCCUGAGCUUUGAAUGAAGGCAGAGAGCCCGACAGCCGCUGGACCCGCAUGACUCCAGUUCCGGCCUCGACAGCCGAGAUUCUGCGGGAGGAGGAUCGGCUCAUCAAAACUGCGCCACAGAAUCACAAAUCUUUACUAGCCCGGAACCUGGAAGCACUAAAGGCGGGUGUUUCCGUUAUGUCACUUCCGCUUCCUGUUUCUAGCCUUAAAUCGGUCCAGGGCUCGCGUUCGAGCUGGAAGUUGUGUCGUCGAUAAGUUCGAGGGGAUUAGAGCUCCAGCCACAAUGAUUGAGGUGGUUUGCAACGACCGUCUAGGAAAGAAAGUCCGCGUCAAGUGCAACACCGAUGACACCAUCGGGGACUUGAAGAAACUGAUAGCGGCCCAAACUGGCACCCGUUGGAAUAAGAUCGUUCUUAAAAAGUGGUACACGAUUUUUAAGGACCACGUGUCUCUGGGAGAUUAUGAAAUCCAUGAUGGGAUGAACCUGGAGCUUUAUUACCAAUAGACGGGAAUUCCUUCUCCUUGUCUACCCUGCCUUCCUCUCCCACCCUCGUUUGACACUGGUAUAGAUGCCCAUUUUUAAUGAUUCACAUGAAUAAAAACUUCAAUGCUGA